Messenger RNA from Halteromyces radiatus, 411 nucleotides. RefSeq lists its product as uncharacterized. The coding region runs from base 29 to 283 and encodes 84 amino acids. NCBI's taxonomy places the organism in Eukaryota, Fungi, Mucoromycota, Mucoromycetes, Mucorales, Cunninghamellaceae. The record is from RefSeq and is a predicted model, not a curated record. The transcript is spliced from 2 exons.
UUUUUUUUUUUUUUAUUAUUUUGCAAUCAUGUCUUCCAGUGUUGGAGCUGACUGUACUGAACUCAAACAUAAAUAUGAUGCUUGUUUUAAUAAAUGGUAUUCUGAAAAAUUCUUAAAAGGUGAUACUACUCCCGAAUGUGAAGAUUUAUUCAAAGAUUAUCGAGCUUGUGUCAUGGUUGCACUCAAGGAUAAAGGUAUUGACAAGUUAUUAUCUGAUUCUAGAAAAGAAUCACCUUUCCCUGCUACGGAUGGUCAACCUGGAAACUCUACUGAAGACAAAUAGAUACAACCCUUCCUUUUUUUUAGACAAAUGAAUAUUUCUUAUUACUUUAGUUGUAUAUAUAUAUAUUUGCAUAGAUUUAUUUAAAUAAACAUUCAAGUGUGCUCUCCAAUAGAGUUGUUUAAUAUCAA